UCUGUUCAUCAGGCCACCAUUGAGCUUGAUGCAUUUGAACAUUCUAUUUUUCUAUCUCCGGUUGAUGUGAAGGCGGAAUAUGCCUAUAUAACACCCGUUCCACGUACCACUAUCACUCCACCACCAUCGUUAUCAUCAUAUGGGGAGAAUAAUUCCUGUUCAGAAUCUCUGUCUGUGUCGUCAUCUUCAUCCUCAUCGAUUUCACGAGCAUUGUCAUUUGAUGCUGUCACAUCAUCAUCAGCUGAUGAGCCUUCUACAUUAUUUUUAAUUCAUUCAUUCAGUAAUUUAACUGUGACCCCCUCGACAACAUCAUAG
Molecule: messenger RNA, 315 nt
Organism: Heterobilharzia americana
Lineage: Eukaryota; Metazoa; Platyhelminthes; Trematoda; Strigeidida; Schistosomatidae
Source: the annotation of a GenBank genome assembly